Messenger RNA from Belonocnema kinseyi, 1180 nucleotides. RefSeq lists its product as uncharacterized. The transcript has 6 exons. Lineage: Eukaryota; Metazoa; Arthropoda; Insecta; Hymenoptera; Cynipidae. The coding region runs from base 121 to 444 and encodes 107 amino acids. The record is from RefSeq and is a predicted model, not a curated record.
GGACUGUGAGCGUGUGCUUGACGGUCGUUCUGCAAUUAUUAUUUAAAAUUUUACAAAUUAAGGCAAGAUGAAUAGGCAAAAUUUAGAGAAAAAAAUAAAGCAACAUGGAAGAAGGACGCAAUGAACGUACAUAAUGAAAUUAAUUUAAAGUUUAUGCAAGAUGCAAUAGCAGAGGAGGAGGAGUUAGCAAACGAAAUCAAUAAGAAAAAGAGGAACAAUACAAACGUGGACAAUGGAAUUAAUUCAGAAUUCAGUCAAGAUGAAAAUAUAGAUGAGACGGAAGAGCCAGAACGUGAAAUCAAUGUGAAUAAAGGCAGCGACGAUAUUAAAAAGCUGGGGUAUCGAAUUGAACACAUUGAAGAAGAGACGAUGAAGCUUAGAAGCGAAAUAGUGGAGAAGGACAAUAUAAUAAAGAAGCAGAAGGAAAGAAUAAUGAAAGAAUGAAAAAGAAUUGGAGAAUUGGAGAAGCAUAUUGAGGCUUACAGAAAAAGAAUUGAAGGUAGCUAACAACAAUUUCUUAUUUCACAGAUUUAGAGGAAGCAUUAAAAGAAAAAAAUGUCAAUCAACCGUCACCCAUAGUGAUGCUAAAUGAUACUUUACCCGUUAACAGGGACAAAUUGGACCUGUUAAAAGUUUCAUGUCAAGGCAAGACAUUAGUUUUUGUGGGAGGACUUGCCGAACUGUUUUUUGGAGAAGAAGUUUUAAGAACUUAAUCUGUGCAUGGGAAGAUGAAUAAUAAAUAUAAACAUGCUCCCAAGUUGCCACCACUGGGCUCAACCCGCUUAAAUGCAGUUUUCGGUGGGUAUCAUCAAUGGCUUCUCGAACAACGAUGGUCACAGGAGAUGGUUGACAUUGAAUUAAAGAAAUUCUUUAGAUAUGUCGACUAUGAAAGAUGUUCUCUCCAAUCUAGCGAUAUCGCAAAGCCGACUUCCAGAAAAUGGAAAGCCAACUAUGACGAAGAGGAUCGCACACAAGAGAACAAUGGUGGUAACAAAAUAUCGUUACACCCUCAACCUAAAAAUUUAAUUACCAUCACGGCUGAUGUGCACUAUGAACCAGGCAGCACGGACAAAAAAAUAGAAAAUAAGGAAAACGAAGAGGCACCAACUUAUAAUUCCGUACCGCAUUCCAUAACUUCUAUUUUAAACGAUCCUAUAAAAAGUAGUCUAAGCAUUACACA